This is a messenger RNA of Scheffersomyces stipitis CBS 6054, 1683 nucleotides long. RefSeq names its product protein kinase (gene ABC1). Gene Ontology annotation, molecular function: kinase activity. Gene Ontology annotation, biological process: ubiquinone biosynthetic process. Gene Ontology annotation, cellular component: extrinsic component of mitochondrial inner membrane. Bases 1 to 1683 code for a protein of 560 amino acids. NCBI's taxonomy places the organism in Eukaryota, Fungi, Ascomycota, Pichiomycetes, Serinales, Debaryomycetaceae. The record is from RefSeq and is a predicted model, not a curated record. The transcript is spliced from 2 exons.
AUGUCGUUCUCCAAGAAUUUCUAUGAGAUAACGGUAAUCGCCGCUUCCUUUUCGAAGGUGGCAGCUUCGGCUGUACGAAUCGUGGAAAAUGAUUUGUGUACUUUAUAUAAAACAAAUCCUUUGACUCAACCAUUAAGAGAUUUGGAUACCAGCAGCUCGAUGUGGCAGACCGGAAAGUCCAAAUCAGAAGAAGCCAGAGCCAGAAACGAGGCCAUAGACGUUUCAAUAUCAAACCUAAGCAAUAAAAACAUUCAAAAUAACCAAAAGAGAGGAUAUUCUACUAGAGCUUAUUCUACUACUGACAAUACAGAAUCUGUACCUACAAGAAUCAUUGGCGAUGUAGAAAAACCGCAAGGAUUCCAGAUGUCUCAGAGUGAAGUUCCCAGUACCAGAUUAGCCCGGAUCUUUCAUUACGGUACCUUGGCUGCUGGAAUGGGAUUGGGGGCUGCAAAACACGGCUUGAAACAGUAUGCUUCUGGUAAGAAGGAUCUUGACAUGAAGUCGUUGAUACUAUCUCCGACGAACAUCGAACGUAUGGCUAAGAAGUUCUCGAAGAUGAGAGGAGCAGCCUUGAAAGUCGGCCAGAUGAUGUCGUUCCAGGAUUCGUCUAUUUUGCCCAAAGAAAUCCAACAGAUCUUGUUGAGAGUCCAGAAUUCAGCCCACUACAUGCCUCCAGGACAAUUGGAAAGAGUCAUGGUAGGUGACUUGGGAGUCAACUGGCGUGAACGUCUCUUUGCUUCAUUUGAAGACGUACCCGUAGCUGCAGCUUCCAUUGGACAAGUGCAUAAUGCUGUUACGGAAGAUUUGACUCCUGUCGUAGUGAAGGUACAAUAUCCGGGAGUUGUUGAUUCUAUUGACUCUGACUUGAACAACUUGUUAAUGUUGUUGACUGCUUCAUCGUUAUUACCACCUGGGUUAUUCCUUGACAAGACGAUUGCCAAUGCUAGAACUGAAUUGAAGUGGGAAUGCGACUAUAUCCGUGAAGCCCAGAGCUUGAUUCGUUUCCGUGACAUCUUGAAAGACGACGACGUCUUCGAAGUUCCUCGUGUUUUCCACAACUUGUGUGGUGAGCAUGUGUUAACCAUGGAGAGAAUGAGAGGAAUUGAAAUUGUCAAGGGUAACUGGGAUCAGGCUACCAAUGACUGGAUUGCAACAAAUAUCAUGAGAUUGUGCUUGUUGGAAAUCAAGAAAUUCAGGUUCAUGCAAACUGAUCCUAACUGGGCUAACUUCUUGUACAACGAACAAACGAAGAAAAUCGAGUUGUUGGAUUUUGGAGCUUCCCGCGACUUUGGAGAAGACUUCAUCGACAACUACGUAUCUGUGCUUCGAGCAGCUUGUAAGAAAGACAGAGAAGGUGUAGAACAUUUCUCAAAGAAGUUGGGCUACUUGACCGGUUUGGAGUCGCCUCAGAUGGUCAGAGCUCACGUCGAUUCAGUGAUGGUUUUGGGUGAAGCAUUUUCGCCCGUGGACAACAAAGGUAAGCCUUUUGACUUCAACAACCAGACGAUUACCGACAGAGUCAGAGGCAACAUCGGGUUAAUGUUGAACGAGAGAUUGGCACCACCUCCAGAAGAAACCUACUCCUUGCACAGAAAGUUGAGUGGAGUGUUUUUGUUAUGUGCGAGAUUGAAGGCCACGGUGCCUUGCGAGGACUUGUUCAGAGAGAUCAUUGGUUUUGACUAG